UUUAUUGAUGGCCAAUAAAGCCAGCUACUUGUUACACACUGGACCUUUAAGUCCUCAUUAGCUCUUUAAUGUCACAUUUAAAUGAUCUUUAUGUUUUAGUGUGUAUCAUGUUUGUAUUGUUAGAGGGUGCCUCAGUCUUAAAAGUGCAGGGGUAAUAUUAUCUACUAACAGGUACAAAUAAAGUGACUUGGUGAUGAUGAUGAUGAUGGUGAUGGUUUCUCCCCUGAGAGUGCAAGUCUGUUUACCUCAGAAGAGACUUCGCCACCAUCAGUGCUCUUCUAUUUUUAGCUGCGAUUUCUGAGGCUGCCAUGUUGGCUUCGAGGUAAAUGUCCGUCCGCCUCUGAGCAGAUACUGCGGCACUGAGUCACGUCACGGUCCUGAUCUCUGCACGCCGUCCGGAUCUCAGGUUUUCCGUGUUGCUUAAUUAGGACAUGUAGGAGGAAGAGUCCCGGUGCUGCAGCACAGGAGAUCGGCCGGAGAGGAGCGCACAGCGGCGUCAGCUCACAGCCACAAAUAACGUCUUUGGACAUUGACAAACACAACAAAACAUCCGCAUUUACUGUGGACCAGGGGAGGGAGGUUUGUCACCAUGGAAGGUUUAAUCCAGCGUCUGGAGCGAGCCGUGACUCGCCUGGAGCAGAUGUCCGUCACGAAGCAGCCAUCCGGUGGCAUGGCCAAUGGGGACUGUGUCAACGGCAUUGAUGGAGGCAUGUCUCAGUGUGUGGAGGCGUUCGACAGACUCCUGAAGGGUCCGGUGUCAGACUACCUGAGCCACAGCCGAGCCGUAGGAAGAGAGGUGGAGAAACAUGCAGAGAUGGUGAACAACGCCCUGCAGACUCUAAGAAGUUUCCUGGAACUUACUGCGACACACCAACAACCUGCAAAGACAGAACUUCAUGACCUGCUGAAGCCGAUUUCAGAUCACAUCCAGGAGAUUCAGAACUUCAGAGAAAGAAACCGCGGCUGCAGCCUCUUCAACCACCUGUCAGCCAUCAGUGAGAGCAUCCCCGCACUGGGCUGGGUCGCUGUGUGUCAGAAGCCGGGCCCUUAUGUGAAGGAAAUGAACGAUGCCGCCACCUUCUACACCAACAGAGUGCUGAAAGACUACAAGGAAAUUGACAGGCGCCAUGUGGACUGGGUGCAGUCCUACUUGUCAAUCUGGACUGAGAUGCAGUCUUUCAUCAAAGAGCACCACACCACUGGACUGGAGUGGUGCAAGACUGGCCCCAUCGCUCCUCCUUCUCUCUUUAAUUCCUCCAAGACCCCCAGUGCUCCCCCUCCCCCUCCUCCUCCUCCUCCUCCUCCCCCCGGUCCACCUCCAGUCUUCACAGACGAUGACUCCCAGCCUGAGGCGGCUCCACACUCUGCACUGUUUGCUCAGCUCAACCAGGGAAUGGACAUCACCAAAGGUUUGAAGCAUGUAUCAGAUGAGCAGAAGACCCAUAAGAACGCAAACCUGCGCUCUCAAGCUGCACCGACCAAAACCCAAACCUCAGCGACUGCAAACUCCUCAUCGAGAGCGGCUGCUCAGAAAAGACCUCCUCUACUGGAGCUGGAGGGGAAGAAAUGGAGGGUGGAAAACUUUGAGCAGAAACACGACCUGCUGAUCGAGGAGACGGAACUAAAACAAGUGGUCUACGCCUUCAAUUGUAAUAACUCCACUUUGCAGAUUAAGGGCAAAAUUAACUCCAUCAUCAUAGACAACUGUAAGAAGGUGGGUCUGGUUUUUGAGAAUGUGGUUGGGAUUGUGGAGGUCAUCAACUCAAAGAGCGUACAGUUACAGGUGUUGGGAACAGUCCCCACGAUCUCCAUCAACAAGACAGAGGGCUGCCAGGUUUACCUGAGCAAAGACUCUCUGAGCUGUGACAUCGUCAGUGCCAAGAGUUCUGAGAUGAACAUCAUGAUUCCAACAGACGAUGGCGAUUAUAGGGAGUUUCCAGUACCAGAGCAGUUCAAGACCAUUUGGGCCGGCUCCAAACUAGUGACAGAACCCACUGAGAUUGCAGGCUGAUUCAAUGCUUCAUCUUCACCAACAUCACACUAUUGAUUAUCACAAAAAACAAAUUAUAAUAUAUCCAUAUAUCUUUCCAUCCAUUCUAUCUAUUGAAUAAUACAGGUAUAAAAGGGAUUUUUGGUCUGGUUACUGUUAUUAUCAUUUUUAAAGCUGAUCCUUGACUCAUCUGCCAUUUUAUUAGGUACAGCUGUUCAAAUUCUUAAUGCAAAUAUCUAGUCAGCCAAUCCUAUGGCAGUAACUCAGUGCAUUGACCUUCAAACCAGGCAUCAAGAUUUGGCAAAAGGAUGGUGUUAGUGACUUUGAAAGGGGUAUGGUUGUUGAUGCCAGACAUUCUGGCUCUCUCAUGCUCAACCAUCUCUAUGAUUUACAGAAUUAACCAAAUAUAAAGAGCACAUUGCAGCCGUUCUCCGGGGCAAAAAUGUGUUAAUGCGACAAUGACCACACUGGUUCCAGAGUAUAAUAAAAGCAUUUAUGUAAGAAUGUAUAACUGCUGAAAUAAGAGCAAUCUUCUUGUCAAAAUAUCAUUGUCUUUCAACUUCUCUAAAUACUCUUUAUUACCAUUAUUAUCACCGCACGUCAAACAGUUUAACCACAGCAGCAAUACCAUUAUUCAUCAAGAAAAAAAACAUGCACAUACAUCUUUCAGUGGCCAAGCAGACAAGAAAAACUCAAGUUAAUUAUGGGACUAUUCAAUACUUUUCCAUCUAAUGAUUUGUUUAGUUUUGUUAGGUGCAUGGUCGUCAUGUAAAAUGGUUUCACUUUGUGAGCGAAAUCUCUGCACCAGUGUUUAGUGUAUUUUGCAUUAAUAACAAAUGCUGUAUGUCUUGUCAGCGCAUGCCACAUCCAACAAUGAAUGCAAUGUUCUGCAGGAAGAAGAAGAAAUCUACUGAUCAAAAUAAUUAAGCAGGUACUUGGUGACUAAUUUCCAUUAGUUAUUCAUUAUUGUCGCGUACCUUACAAUACUGACAGUACUAGAUAGACCUGCGCACCUCACUCUCGUUAUUUCUUCGUACAUUAUUCUAUUUUGUACUAGGAUGUACUAUGAAGCACCAGCAUAGAAAAGCACUGUCCACCACCAAUGAUUUUCAAAGUGUUAAAUUUACAUGUACACAAUUUAAUGUAAUCGUGUAUCGUUUUUCAAAUAAAAUCAAAACUCUCACA
Solea solea (common sole) is the source of this 3175-nucleotide messenger RNA. It is a transcript of the gene cap2, whose product is annotated as cyclase associated actin cytoskeleton regulatory protein 2. The transcript has 13 exons. Bases 590 to 2011 code for a protein of 473 amino acids. Gene Ontology annotation, biological process: cell morphogenesis; regulation of adenylate cyclase activity; cytoskeleton organization. The record is from RefSeq and is a predicted model, not a curated record. Gene Ontology annotation, molecular function: adenylate cyclase binding; actin binding. Gene Ontology annotation, cellular component: cytoplasm. NCBI's taxonomy places the organism in Eukaryota, Metazoa, Chordata, Actinopteri, Pleuronectiformes, Soleidae.